Molecule: messenger RNA, 687 nt
Organism: Vittaforma corneae ATCC 50505
Lineage: Eukaryota; Fungi; Microsporidia; Nosematidae
Exons: 1
Coding region: 1-687 (228 amino acids)
Source: RefSeq, a predicted model, not a curated record
AUGAAUAAAAAAUCGCUGAGGGACAUUUGGUUUUAUUCAAAUGUAUGCUUUUUCAUCAACUAUUCGCUGGCUAUUCUCAGAGUAUUCGUUGCAUUUCCACUUCCUCGUCUUCCUUCGUUCUUCAACUGUAUUUUCCUUCUUCUUGCUUAUACACUGACAUUUCAAAGCAUCAUAGCUAAUUUCAAAGCAUAUGAUACAUUAAUGUUUAUAAAGAAGAUUUUUUCCCAUCCAAAUACAUUCUGCAUAGUCUUCUUUCUUUGUUUUGUUCCAAACAUCCUCCUUUCCCCGUUUUACCUACUCACUAUUUACCAUAUUGUCUCUUCCAUUGUAGCAAAGAAGGAUACAUUCCAUUCCUAUUUCUUCUACGACUUUGUGGUCUUUCUAAACACUAACAUUGCUACUAUUGGAAGAUCUGCACUCUUCCUUGAAAUACUUUUAAUACCUAUUGCUGUUAGUAUGGUAGUUCUGAGGCGAAUAAGCACUGUAACACUGUUAAUUUACCUUUUAAUGAUUAGACAACAGUACAUUUCAAAUAACAAUAUGAAAGCUAUAGUUUCCGAAUGCAUCCAGCGCAUGCAUAACCUUGCAAUGAAUAUGCCUGACAGCAUUAAGAUGAGAUAUCUUGAAUUGAUGAACUAUGUUAGAUCACUUAGCAAAAGUGAGAAAAAUCAAAAACAGAAACAAUAA